AUGGUGGAUGCAGUAGUCUCAUAUGUGGUUAAAAGGCUUGGAGACUAUCUAAUCCAAGAAGCAGCCUUCUUCCGAGGGAUAAGAAGUGAAGUGGAGUCACUGCAAAAAGAUCUGGAAUGGAUGAAUUGUUUCUUAAAGGAUGCUGAAGAGAAACAAGUUGACAACCCUUUGAUACGCCAGUGGGUAUCUGACAUCCGAGAUAUUGCUUUUGAUUGUGAGGAUGUCUUAGAUGAAUUUAUGAUCAAAGUCCGAGAUGAAGAGAUAGCUUCGGAUAUCGUAAAAGGUGGAGAAGGACAGUCUUCAAAAAGAAAGCGAGGACUCUUACCUACCUUCAAGAAAUCGGUUGCUAAAUCUUCUCGCAAGGGCAAGGAGAAGGUGACUGUGUACAACAUAGGCAAGGAGAUUGAAACUUUGAAGAAGAAACUCAGUGUCGUCUCUCAAAGACGUCAGGAGUACGGUCUUGAAAAUAUCAAUGUCAAGAGGGAAGGAGAGAGCCCUGCUUUUUGCAGAUUGAAACAACUGAGAAAAACCAACUCCUUUUCAUUUGAAGAGAAUGUUGUUGGCUAUAAGGAUGAGACCGGGGAAUUGUUGGGUAAACUACUUGACGAUGAGCCAAGGCGAUAUGUGAUCUCUAUUUGGGGCACUGGUGGUUUGGGAAAGACAACUCUUGCUGGAAAACUUUACAACAACAGUGCAAUCAUACAAAAAUUUAGUUGUAGUGCUUGGGUUUCUGUAUCUCAAGAUUACAACACUCAAGAUCUUCUUGGAAGAAUUAUAAAGUCUUUCAAUUCCGGAAAUACACCGGAGAAGUUUGAGAGGAUGAGUCAAGAUGAUAUGGAGAGGCAUCUUCAUAAGUCUUUGCAAGGAUGCAGAUAUUUGGUGGUAGUUGAUGAUGUAUGGCACAAAGAAGCAUGGGCAAGCCUCAAAAGAGCUUUUCCAGACAACAAGAAUGGAAGCAGAGUAAUUAUUACCACUCGCAUCAAAGAUGUUGCUGAACGUUCAGAUCAAAGAACUCAUAUACAUGAACUUCGAUUUUUAAACCAAGAGGAGAGUUGGCAGCUAUUCUGUGAGAAGGCUUUUUGCAAUUUCAAUAUAGAUGAAGGAUUGGAGAAGUUGGGAAGAGAAAUGGUAGAAAAAUGUGGCGGUCUACCACUUGCCAUUGUUGUGUUAGGCAGUUUACUGUCAACAAAGAAGCCACAAGCAUGGAAUUUGGUACGCGAUAAUAUUUGGCGGCAUUUAAGAAAUGAUUCCAUUCAGAUAACACAGUUAUUGGCUUUAAGCUUCAAUGAUUUACCUUAUCAAUUGAAGUUGUGUUUUCUCUACUUAAGUAAUUUUCCAGAAGACUUCGAAAUCAACACAGAGAAACUAAUUCACUUGUGGGUGGCUGAGGGUUACAUACCGCAUGAUGAAGAAAUAAUGGAAGAUGUGGCUCACAAUUACUUGAACGAGUUGAUUAACAGGAGCCUUAUUCAGAAAGGAGAAAUUCGGUUUGGGAUGGUUGGAACAUGUAGAGUCCAUGAUCUUUUGCGGGAUUUAGCCAUUCAAAAGGCAAAAGAACUCAAUCUUGUUCAAAUUUAUGACGAAAUCAGAAACUCAGCUCAUUCUUCAAAGGUAUCAUGUCGACGACUAGCUAUCUAUUCUGGGAAGAACGGAACCUCGUGCCUUCAACACUGUAAUCCGCUCUUGCGUUCUCUUUUGAUCUUUGAUCUUUGUGGAGAGCUUCCUACGUAUGAGCAAUUCAUACCGACUCUGUGUACAAGAUUCAGGUUCUUAAGAGUGCUCGAGUUUGAACAUCGCAGCCUUUCACAAAGAUGCUCCUUACCCAAAGAUAUAGAUAAGUUGAUUCACUUGAAGUAUUUGAGAUUCGAGGGUGCUUUAAAAAUUCCGAAAUCGAUUCUCAACUUGUCGAAUCUAGAAACUCUGCACUGUCACUGGGGAUUGCUUCCUGAUUGUAAUUCUCUACCAACAGAAAUUUGGAAGCUGAAAAGUUUGAGACAUCUAAUUGGACGCCUUGUUGUGCCAUUGCGGAUAGACAAUAUGACAAACCUUCAGACUUUGAAGAAUGUACGGGAUAACACUUGGACUAAAACAAAUCCUGAAACAUUGGUUAAUCUUCGAGAGCUACACCUAUCUGUGUGCUAUGAAAGAGGGAAGUUCACUUUCGAUUCUAUUGCCAAACUGAAAAGUAUUCAAAUUUUAACGGUCUCCUUAUUAAAUGUUCAAUUUUUUCCUACAUUGCAACCACUCUCUCAUUGUCGAUAUCUCCGACACUUGAUAUUAAAUGGGAAGAUGGAGAAACUACCAGGAGAAAUGCAUGUAUUUUUGCCAAAUGUAGAAAGCCUAUUGUUAAAUAUCUCCCAACUCGUAGAUGACCCGAUGCCAAUAUUGGAGAAGAUGUUGAACCUCACAGAACUUGAAUUAGGCCGCUUUUGUUACAGUGGAAAAAAGAUGGUGUGCACGGCAAAGGGUUUUCCCCGGCUUGAGAUUUUGACACUUCAUACGAAAGAUUUAGAGGAGUGGCAGAUAGAGGAAGGAGCUCUGCCUGUGCUUAGAGGUUUGAAGAUGGAAAAGCAUAGCCAAUUAAAACUUCCAGAAAGAUUGAAAUCAGUCCUUCUCCCUUUGAGGUGA
Pistacia vera is the source of this 2628-nucleotide messenger RNA. RefSeq names its product disease resistance protein RPP13-like. The record is from RefSeq and is a predicted model, not a curated record. NCBI's taxonomy places the organism in Eukaryota, Viridiplantae, Streptophyta, Magnoliopsida, Sapindales, Anacardiaceae. The transcript has a single exon. Gene Ontology annotation, molecular function: ADP binding. Gene Ontology annotation, biological process: defense response to other organism. The coding region runs from base 1 to 2628 and encodes 875 amino acids.